Messenger RNA from Gadus chalcogrammus (walleye pollock), 2204 nucleotides. RefSeq lists its product as uncharacterized. The record is from RefSeq and is a predicted model, not a curated record. The coding region runs from base 218 to 874 and encodes 218 amino acids. The transcript has 5 exons. Gene Ontology annotation, molecular function: growth factor activity. NCBI's taxonomy places the organism in Eukaryota, Metazoa, Chordata, Actinopteri, Gadiformes, Gadidae.
AUCGUCCACUUCACACCAAAAAGGGGGGCUAAAACAACAAUGUUAAGCAUCUCAAGGCCAAGCGGGUGUAAAUGAAGAUAAAAAGCCAGGUUCCCAGGCCCCCACCCAAGGAUAUCUACCACUGCAUCCCCGUCUGGUCUCGCCAUACCUCCAACGACACUCGCCGCAUCGACACCGCUGUGCCCAUCACACACUACACGUCCAAACUUCCAAAAAAAUGGCCCUCAGCUUUGUCGCCAUGACAGUCCUGCUGGGCUCUUCCAUGGUGGUGGCGCUCGUAAUUCAGACGCCGAAGGAGGACCUCCGAGGGGAUCCCGCCAUCGCUCCCCUCUCUGCACACCAAAGGUGCCAGAAGGCUGCUCUGCCAUCCAUCAGGAGGAACCUGCUCAAGGCCCUGAACCUGAGGGCGGAGCCCCAGCUGCCCAUUGGUCAGCUGGAGGCUAUCAGAGCGCAGUGGAAAAAUACCUUCAGCGCCAUUGGCCACAGCUCCAAGGGCACCACAGGUUCAGCUCCGUCUGACCACUUGCCUGCAGUGGCACCUGGAGUCGGCAACGGCACAGACCUCCAGUGUUGCCAGGUGGCAUCUCUAAUCUCCCUGGAAGAUCUGGCCUGGGACAACUGGGUGAUCUACCCUGAGAGCUUCACGGUGGUGCAGUGCACACCCUGCGACUCCAGCAACGUGCACUGCCCAGGCCAUCCACCAGUAGCCGUUCACGACGUCCCCUCGCAGCUCCAGUGCUGCGAGCCAAUCUCCAAGGAGACGGUGCCCAUUGUGUACAUGGACGAGCUCAACUCCCUGGUGAUCUCUUCUGCGGUGCUGACCCGCCAGUGUGGCUGUGGGGCCGAAGUCCACAUAGUGCCAACUGAAGAGUAAACCCCCCAAACAAAUCUGCCAAAAAUGGGGGGCAGUUUUGUGAAAGCUGAUACUUUUCAACUGUGCUUUGGUUAUACAUUCAUGUUCUCGUAUCUCUGUUUUCCCCUCAUUUGGAUAGUUAGAAUAGGUUGGAGGAACAAACAUUGACUACAUCAAUUUGUCAAUCAUUGAGAGACGAAAUGUAGGUAGCUUCUUUUGUCCAUUUUGAUUAAAAAAGAUAAGAUCCCAUUUAAGAUACUUAAAUGGGUUAAGCUUUCGUUUCAAUUGUUAGAUAACCUAUUGCAGGGCAACUAAUAGAGAACCUGCCGCAGUGGCCAAACAGAACAUACCUCCAGUAAUACAGAUUAGCCGAAACAUUAGCUUGUAAUGUUGGAUAAUUGUGAGGAAUAUGUUUGGUUUAACUAUUAAUACUGUGUGUACACAGAACUAUUAAAAGCCAAGUCUUAUUUCACAACACUAUCUGAUUAGUUGCCAGGGAAUAAACCCUGCAAACCCCCUGAGGUCUAAUGUUCCCUCCAAAAAUGUGAACACAGUGCAGCACGCCAAAGUCCAUAACCUUUCACAAAGAACAAGCUUUUUAAACGUAAUCAAAGUCAGCUUUGUAUAUGUUCAGCAAUAAUGCAUGAUGCACUGACCGUUAAACCAACAUAAUGCAAAGGCUGUACUUUAUAUAUUUUUUUUCUUCAUAAAUAAUACAGCUCUUCCAUGUUUCCUGCUCCCUUGUGCUUGAGUUAGCUUCAUCUGCACUCUCAUUCCCAUGGCAAUGUUCCAGGGACGUGGUGCUCUGCAAAGGCAGAACACAUUAGCUAUUCAGCUGCAUAAAGCGUUGCCUUUUUUUAAAAUACAGAUAAUUAUAUAUCUGGGAUAGAUAAUACAAUUUCUGAAAAUAAUUGAAUCGUGUUUUUGCUGUGUACACGUUCUUUUAGCAGAAAAUGUGGAACAUGCAAUUGUCAACAGCAAGUUAGAACACAUGAAGCUUAUGAAGCAACUCAUGGUGUCGUCUUCCAUUUAAACUAUUCACAAAGAUUUUUUUCUCUAGUCUUGGCUAUGGCACAGAAUUUAUUUUUCCAUUGUGUUUGAUCAAGUGUUUGCUUGCCUGUUUUAGCUUAAUACCUUGCUACUUUUUAGUUUUAAACCACUAAAUUGAUUCUAUUAAUCCCUUCACAGUAUAUUUAUAGAUAUAUAACAUAAGCAUAUAUCUCUCACAAAACCAUUAAUAUCUUAAGUAUGUUAUGCAAUGUUUGAAAAGGACCUACCUUUGUUAGCUGGUCCGUUAUAACCUCUGAUAAUUGUGCACUCAUCACUUAAAUAAACAUGACUUUCCUUUGAA